UAUAUAUAGAUAUACAUAUAUAUAGAUAUAUAUGUAUAUCUAUAUCUAUAUAUAAUCAGUCUGUGUGUGAUGGAGCUCCGCUCCGACUGAACCGGAACCAGCAUCAUGUCUAUGGAAGACCCGUUCUUCGUCGUCAAAGGUGAGGUACAGAAGGCAGUGAACGCAGCACAAAGUCUCCAUCACAGAUGGAGCGAGCUGUUGCAAGAGGGGGGCGGAGCCUCCAAGGAGGAAAUGGACUGGACGACCAAUGAGUUGAGGAAUAGUCUGCGCUCCAUUGAGUGGGACCUGGAGGACCUCGAUGAGACCAUCAGCAUCGUUGAGUCCAACCCAAAGAAGUUCAACCUGGACGCAAUGGAUCUGUCAAAGAGGAAAGCCUUCAUCACCAGCACCAGACAGACUGUCAAGGAAAUGAAAGAACAGAUGUCAACUCCAACGUCUGCAUUAGUGGACAGAAAGAACACACAGGCUCUGCUCGGUGAUCGUGGCGCUCAGGGUCCGAUCUGGCAGCCGGGUCCUGAUAAAUACGGAAGACUGGACCGCCAACUGCAGAACGCCAACUCUCAGUUUAUAGAGGAGCAGCAGGGCCAGCAGCAACUCAUGGUGGAGCAGCAGGAUGACCAGCUGGAGCUUGUGUCGGGAACAAUUGGAGUCCUGAAGAACAUGUCAGAGAGGAUUGGCAUGGAGCUGGAUGAACAGGCUGUGAUGUUGGAUGACUUUACUCAUGAGGUGGACAACACUCAGUCUAGACUGGACAACGUCAUGAAGAAGCUGGCCAAAGUGUCUCACAUGACCAGCGAUCGACGUCAGUGGUGCGCUAUCGGCGUGUUGCUCACGAUCCUCUUCGUGGUUAUCCUCCUUUUGUUCAUCCUGUGAUUGAUGUCUCCUCCGGUCUGCACAGAACUAGUCUUAAAUCUUGGACUACUGAGCUCUACUGGACUAUUCUGGACUCUACUGGACUACAUGUCCCUUUACUGAACUUUAUUGAACUCAACUCAUCUUAAUUAAAUUCUCCUAAAUUUGUCAUGACUCUACUGGACUCCACUGAACUCUAUGGAACUUUACUGAACUUUAUGAAUUCUACUGGACUCUACUGGACUCUACUAAACUCUACUGAACUCUUUAGGACUCUACUGGACUCAGACUGACCACACUGUGUACAAAACUGUGUAGAACUUCCCUGGACUCUGUUGGACUCACUGGAUGCUCUCUUCCUGCUGAGUUGGACUGAAAAGGCACUUUGGUUCUUUGAGUGUUUGACUGUUAUCGCAGAGGUCAAAGGUCAAACCAGGUGUAAACAUUUUUGAUGCGUUUUAAUGUUUCAUAUUUGUUGUAUUUAAAGGGCAGAAAAAGACCACAACAGUUUAUUCUCAGUUCAACUCUGAGUUUAGUAACUUCAGUUCAACUCUAGUUUAAAUUCAGUUUAACUUCAGUUCAACUCUAGUUUAACUCUACUUUAAUCUGCGUUUAAACCUCCAAUUUACUUCACCUGCAAAAUAACCAUUUGUACAUCAGCUCCUCGUCCUGUGAUGCCCUGAAUUCUUGAGGAAAAUCCUAUUUUCCUCGCAUGCCUCCACUGUGAAUCAAAAAACUUUGAUGGGGGCCAUGUUUAACAAUAAGAAAACUAUAUCAAAACAUCUGUUUACAAACCGUUACACACAACUUGUGCAGUAUAAUCCUAGUCUCAUUUAUCCAGUUGUACGCUCUUUACUUCCCAAACACAAUUUGCUAAAACCUCACGUUUAAAACACUCCGGACUCCGAUCUCGCACAGACAAGUAGCGCAUUUGUGCGAGCAUUGAGUUUAUGCAGAAAUGUCUCAUUUUUGUAAUCUUUUAACCAUUUACAUCCUGUUUAACUCUGAAGUUUUCAACUCCAUGUUAACAUCAGUUUAUUCCUGGUUUUAUGAUUUAAUCCUGGUUUAAAUCCAGUUUAACUCAGGUUCAAUCCUAGUUUAAAUACAGUUUAUAUCAGGUUUAAUCCUUUAGUAAGUUUCUUAGAUCCUGGUUAAACUUCAGUUUAACUCUGUUUGAUUAGUCGGAGUUUGGAGUUUGUUGUAAAACAAUGUAAAAAACACUAAAGGUUCCUGGUUGUGUUUA
Messenger RNA from Cyclopterus lumpus (lumpfish), 2095 nucleotides. It is a transcript of the gene stx6, whose product is annotated as syntaxin 6. Gene Ontology annotation, cellular component: SNARE complex; synaptic vesicle membrane; endomembrane system. Bases 106 to 873 code for a protein of 255 amino acids. Gene Ontology annotation, biological process: intracellular protein transport; Golgi vesicle transport; vesicle fusion. The record is from RefSeq and is a predicted model, not a curated record. Gene Ontology annotation, molecular function: SNAP receptor activity; SNARE binding. NCBI's taxonomy places the organism in Eukaryota, Metazoa, Chordata, Actinopteri, Perciformes, Cyclopteridae. The transcript is spliced from 8 exons.